Aspergillus candidus is the source of this 2199-nucleotide messenger RNA. Its product is annotated as putative acyl-CoA synthetase. NCBI's taxonomy places the organism in Eukaryota, Fungi, Ascomycota, Eurotiomycetes, Eurotiales, Aspergillaceae. Bases 83 to 2167 code for a protein of 694 amino acids. The record is from RefSeq and is a predicted model, not a curated record. The transcript is spliced from 3 exons.
GUUACCUUCCCCUCGUCAUACAUACGCACAUACAUACAUACCACCUUCACUAGUCCAGUGGACUGACCGGACUACUCACCACAUGAUGCCCCCCCACCCCCAACACGCAGUCCACCACUCCUCCCUGCAGGAUCCCGAGCGCUUCUGGUCUCACCACGCCGACCAGCUCGAUUGGCACCAAAAGCCGUCAUGUGCCAUCGGUCGCCAUUCCAAGACCCUCCCCAGUGGAGUCCGGCACGACCAUUGGGCGUGGUUCCCGGAUGGGGAGAUCUCGACGACGUACAACUGCGUGGACCGCCACGUGCGGGACGGACGCGGAGAGAAUAUUGCUAUUGUUUGGGAUUCGCCGGUGACGGGGUCGAAGGAGAGGUAUACUUAUCGACAGUUGCUGGAUGAGGUGGAGGUUUUGGCGGGCGUUUUGAGGGAGGAAGGGGUGAGGAGAGGGGAUGUGGUGAUCAUUUACAUGCCCAUGAUCCCGGCUACUCUCAUCGCUGCCUUGGCCAUCACUCGACUGGGCGCCAUCCACGCGGCCGUCUUUGGCGGCUUCGCGCCGAAAUCGUUGGCGCAGCGCAUCGAGGCGGCCAAGCCCCGCGCUAUCUUGACGGCUUCCUGCGGGAUUGAGGGAUCCAAGGGCCCCAUCCCUUAUCGCCCGUUGGUGGAGGGUGCUGUGGAGGCAAGUAGUUUCAAGCCGGAGAAGAUCCUCAUCUGGCAGAGGGACGAACACCGCUGGAAUCGGCCCGACAAGCGAGGGGGCCAACGGAACUGGCAGCGGUUGAUGAAGAGCGCUCGCAUGCGCGGUAUCAGGGCAGGGCCGGUCCCCGUGAAGAGUACCGAUGCGCUGUACGUGAUCUACACGAGCGGGACCACGGGGCUGCCCAAGGGUGUGGUCCGCGAAGCCGGCGGCCAUGCCGUCGGUCUGCACCUUUCCAUCCAGUAUCUGUUUGACAUCAAAGGGCCGGGCGAUGUCAUGUUCUGCGCGUCAGAUAUCGGGUGGGUCGUCGGGCACUCGUAUAUCCUCUAUGCGCCUCUCCUCGUCGGAGCCACGACGGUCCUCUUCGAAGGGAAGCCCGUGGGCACUCCUGACCCGGGCACAUUCUGGCGCAUCGUCGAGGAGCACAAAGCCAACGCGCUGUUCACCGCCCCGACUGCCAUGCGGGCCAUCCGGAAAGAGGACCCCGAGAAUCGCUUCUUCGAGGCGGUCGCGCGUCGCGGAGGUCUCCGACACCUGAGGGCACUCUUCCUCGCAGGCGAGCGCAGCGAGCCCAGUAUCGUGCGGCUCUACCAGGAUCUUCUGACCCAGUACGCGGCCCCGGGGGCCCUAGUCAUCGACAACUGGUGGUCGUCCGAGUCAGGGUCUCCGAUUUCGGGGCUAGCGCUGAGAAGCGCUCUGGGCGUCGCGCAGCAACAAGCUGUCGACGCCAAUCCGGUCAAACCACUGGCAAUCCGACCGGGCUCGGCGGGUCUGCCUAUGCCCGGGUUCGACGUCCGGAUUGUGAGCGACGAAGGGGAGGAGCUUCCGCGGGGAACGAUGGGCAACAUAGUCAUGGCGGUGCCGCUGGCACCGUCCGCGUUUACAGGGCUGUUCAAUGACGACGAGCGGUUCUACCGGAGUUAUCUCAAGCGGUUUGAUGGACGAUGGGUUGACACGGGCGAUGCGGGGAUGAUUGACGACGAAGGGUAUAUUCAUAUCAUGGCGCGGUCUGACGAUAUAAUCAAUGUAGCUGCGCAUCGGUUCAGCACGGGAGCAAUCGAACAAGCCAUCCUCUCACACCCCUCCAUCGGCGAAGCCAGCGUAGUCGGCAUCCCCGACCCGCUCAAAGGCCACCUCCCCUUCGCAUUCAUCCAGCCCCGAAGCGGCACGGGCCCCCUCCCGGCAACACCGUCCGCAGAAUUCUUCCGCGAAGUGAACGGGCUCGUGCGCGAGCAGAUCGGGGCGAUCGCCUCCUUGGGAGGCAUCAUCCAAGGACGGGGCAUGAUCCCCAAGACGCGCAGCGGGAAGACCCUUCGCCGGGUGCUGCGCGAGUUGGUGGAGAAUGGCGUGCAGGGGAAGUAUGAUGCGCCCGUGGGGGUGCCUCCUACUGUUGAGGAUGGGGAGGUGGUGGAGGUUGCGAGGGGGUUGGUGAGGGAGUUUUUUGAGAAGAAGAGUGCCGGUUUGGCGAAGCUUUAGAUGACCAUGCUAUACUGGGUGGGCUGGAGGAG